AUGUCAGUCCGAUCAAGCCUUACCGGACCCUUCGCCGAGAUCACGGUUGGCACUGGAGAUGCGGCCGUUGUGUUCAACCUUCCCAAAGUGCUACUUUGCAACUCGUCUACCUACUUCAAAGCCGCUCUCAACAAUGGGUUCUCCGAGACUGCGACCCAGUCGAUUUCUCUAGAUGAUGAAUCUCCUGAGGUCUUCCGCACCUACGCUGCCUGGCUCUUUGAACAUGAGAUCUGUCAGAACGUGGAACAACUUGCCUGCUUCGAAAGCCACAUGUUCCAGGUCUAUAUUUUCGCAGACAAGCGAGGUAUCAUAGGUCUCCCAAAUGAUGUGGUCACCAAGCUAUCCUCCUUUUGGUGUGAUCAAAACAUUAGCAUGGGUGUUACCACAGAAUACCUCCCUCAACUCUCAUCAAGCUGUACUCUCUACCAAAUGACUUUGGACAGCAUGAUAUUGGAGUUAAGAGCAUCGGACAAAGACAAUGAUGAUGGCUUCUGGCAGAAUUUCGUUGAUCACCCUAAAGUGGUGUUGGUGGACCUUUUCAAGAAAGAAAACAUGUUUCCAGCCAGCUUUCAGGGUUUCUACGGCUGUUUCAAAUCCAUCUGUCACUACCACGUGCACGAUGACAAGACUGAGGAGGACGCUUGCAUCGAGGAAGUUGAAGCUGGCCGUAACGUCUUCAGUCAUUACGACGGUCCGUCGAAGCAGAUUGAUUGGGAGUGGUAG
Molecule: messenger RNA, 723 nt
Organism: Aureobasidium pullulans EXF-150
Lineage: Eukaryota; Fungi; Ascomycota; Dothideomycetes; Dothideales; Saccotheciaceae
Exons: 2
Coding region: 1-723 (240 amino acids)
Molecular function (GO): protein binding
Source: RefSeq, a predicted model, not a curated record